CAGCUUUCCCUCAACAAGAAUAAAACCCUUCUCCAUUUCAGCCAUUUCCAUCUUCCCCACCAAGUUAUAGCCUACAAACGAUCAAGUUGCAGAAGAAAAUGAGGAGAACCGCAUCUCAACUCAUGCUGAAACAUUUACAGGAAGUUGAAGAAGAAGACGAUGAAAAGUUACUAAAAGUCGAAGGCCAACCAAUCAGAGACGUCAACUGCAUGAAGCCCAACAUGCCAGAGCCCAGAAAGCCAUAUGAAUCUCUGUCUUGUGAGAAAUACGGAUCUUGGAGGCAAGAACAGAGGCGAGGAGCCGAAAAGCUGAAAAAACAGCUCAAGGCAAGAUGGGCCAUCCAGAAGCUGAUCGACGAGAUAAUGGGCCGAUUCCAAGCCCACAACAACCGGGCCAUGCUUCCAACCAAGAUGACUGAUGUGGCCCAACUCCUCAUGCCCAAGUGGAUUCCCGCCCACGAGCUAGCCGCCCUGUGCUGGCUCGGAGACUGGCGGCCCUCCACCAUCCUUGAGCUGCUACGCUCGUUGGCCCACUCUUUGUGGGACCCGGCUAGCGUUGAGCGAGACCUCGCCCAACUCAUCAAUGACAUACGGAUAGAAGAGGCUGUCAUCGACGAGGAAAUGACCGAGAUCCAAUCCAACUGUGUUCUUCACCUGCCGUUCGGCCCAUCGAGAAGCAGGCCUGCGUUGGCCUGUGUGCGGUCCGAGUUCAAGAAAAUCCACCGGGUCAUUGUCAAGGCCCAAAACCUAAGGAUGAAGGCACUUGAAUUGGCAGUUAAGAAGGUGCUGAGUCAGGCAGAUGCAGCCGAAUUUCUCGUGGCAUUCGUGGAAAUUCAAGAUGCCGUUCACGAUUUCUCCACGAAACUCAAAACGCGCAAUGGUGGGGUCCGCAUCAAGGAGCUCGGAGUCCAUUCACCUUCUUGUUCUUGAUAAACGAUUUUUUUUUGGUUUGUUUUUCGUUCUUUGUCGAAAAAUAGUUCAAAGAUCAUGAUACCUUUACACUUCUUGGUAUGAAAUUUGCCCUGUUUUGAUCAGUGCAUGGAAAAGGAGUUAUACAGAUUCUAAGACUUGGAAAAUAUAUGGGGAUUUUGUGAUCUUUUUGCUCAUGUCUUUUAUUUCUUAGUAAUAAUGAUAUACAUUUGUAAUGCAAUAUUG
This is a messenger RNA of Striga asiatica, 1154 nucleotides long. The record is from the annotation of a GenBank genome assembly. NCBI's taxonomy places the organism in Eukaryota, Viridiplantae, Streptophyta, Magnoliopsida, Lamiales, Orobanchaceae.